AUGUUGAAACAGAUACAGAGGCCACCAGUGGUGGCAGAUUCAUGGAGCCCGAGCCUACAAACACUCGAGGGCCAUUCAGGUACAGUCAGUUCAGUAGCCUUCUCUCCUGAUGGGCUUACACUGGUAUCGGGCUCUGGCAACAAAACUAUCAAGCUCUGGGAUACCACAACAGGCACUCACCGGCAGACAUUAGAGGGCCAUUUAGAUUGGAUCCGUUUAGUGGCCUUCUCUCCUGAUGGGCUUACACUAGCAUCGUGUUCUGAAGAUAACACUAUCAAGCUCUGGAAUACCACAACGGGCAUACACCAGCAGACAUUAGAAGGCCAUUCAAGUAGGGUCUAUUCAGUGGCCUUCUCUCUCGAUGGGUUUACACUAGCGUCGGCCUCUAACGAUGAGACUAUCAAGCUCUGGGAUACCACAACGGGCACGCACCGGCAGACAUUAGAGGGCCAUCCAAGUGAUGUCAAUUCAGUACUGAACAAAUCCAAUUGCAAGGUUCAGGUAUCUUUAUCAAAUGCUUGGAUUGCCUUGGACGGUGAGAAUCUACUGUGGCUCCCUGCCGAGUAUCGUUCAUCUAAAUGCUUCGCUGUCAAGGAUGCUACACUUGCUCUAGGGUAUCAUGACGGGCGGGUCACUAUUAUAGGAUUCCGUGCACUAUAG
Molecule: messenger RNA, 660 nt
Organism: Aspergillus alliaceus
Lineage: Eukaryota; Fungi; Ascomycota; Eurotiomycetes; Eurotiales; Aspergillaceae
Product: WD40 repeat domain-containing protein
Exons: 1
Coding region: 1-660 (219 amino acids)
Biological process (GO): negative regulation of transcription by RNA polymerase II
Cellular component (GO): nucleus; transcription repressor complex
Molecular function (GO): protein binding
Source: RefSeq, a predicted model, not a curated record